This is a messenger RNA of Nomascus leucogenys (northern white-cheeked gibbon), 4353 nucleotides long. RefSeq names its product solute carrier family 7 member 1 (gene SLC7A1). Gene Ontology annotation, molecular function: amino acid transmembrane transporter activity. Gene Ontology annotation, cellular component: plasma membrane. The record is from RefSeq and is a predicted model, not a curated record. Gene Ontology annotation, biological process: amino acid transport; transmembrane transport. NCBI's taxonomy places the organism in Eukaryota, Metazoa, Chordata, Mammalia, Primates, Hylobatidae.
CGCCCACCAAGGGCGCGUUGGUCCCCGGCCUCAGCCUCUGGGCUGGCAGCCGCCGCCGCGCCGCGCUCCCAUUGGUGCCCGGCGAUGACGCGGCCGAGCGGGCCAGGGCUGCCUGGUCCGGGGGCGGGCGCGGGGCGCCGGGCGCGGAGUGCGAGGGGCGGGGGCCGGGCGCACUGCUGAUGAAACCUGGCGCCGGGACCCGCCAGCCCUCGGCGCCCAUUCAGUCCGCGCAGGCAGGUGUGAGCAGCGGGUCAACUACCUGGCGGGCGCGCGCGGCCUCGGGCUCCCGCUAACCGCAGCCUCCACUCCGCUCCCCGCGCGCCGCGCCCCCGCCCCGCCCUGCCCCGCCCGGUCUCCCCGGCCGAGGGUCCGUUGGUCCUUGAGCGCGUCCGACAGUCUGUCCGUCCGCGAUCCUGCCGUAGCCCCGCCGCCGCCGGCUCGGAUUCCGAAACCUUCCUUGUGUCCCUCCUGAGACAUCUUUGCUGCAAGAUCGAGGCUGUCCUCUGGUGAGAAGGUGGUGAGGAUUCCCGUCAUAUUCCAGCUCUGAACAGCAACAUGGGGUGCAAAGUCCUGCUCAACAUUGGCCAGCAGAUGCUGCGGCGGAAGGUGGUGGACUGUAGCCGGGAGGAGACGCGGCUGUCUCGCUGCUUGAACACUUUUGAUCUGGUGGCCCUCGGGGUGGGCAGCACGCUGGGUGCUGGCGUCUAUGUCCUGGCUGGAGCUGUGGCCCGUGACAAUGCAGGCCCUGCCAUUGUCAUCUCCUUCCUGAUUGCUGCGCUGGCCUCGGUGCUGGCUGGCCUGUGCUAUGGCGAGUUUGGUGCUCGGGUCCCCAAGACGGGCUCAGCUUACCUCUACAGCUAUGUCACCGUUGGAGAGCUCUGGGCCUUCAUCACCGGCUGGAACUUAAUCCUCUCCUACAUCAUCGGUACUUCAAGCGUAGCGAGGGCCUGGAGCGCCACCUUCGACGAGCUGAUAGGCAGACCCAUUGGGGAGUUCUCACGGACACACAUGACUCUGAACGCCCCCGGCGUGCUGGCUGAAAACCCCGACAUAUUCGCAGUGAUCAUAAUUCUCAUCUUGACAGGACUUUUAACUCUUGGUGUGAAAGAGUCGGCCAUGGUCAACAAAAUAUUCACUUGUAUCAACGUCCUGGUCCUGGGCUUCAUAAUGGUGUCAGGAUUUGUGAAAGGAUCGGUUAAAAACUGGCAGCUGACGGAGGAGGAUUUUGGGAACACGUCAGGCCGUCUCUGUUUGAACAAUGACACAAAAGAAGGGAAGCCUGGUGUUGGUGGAUUCAUGCCCUUUGGGUUCUCUGGUGUCCUGUCGGGGGCAGCGACUUGCUUCUAUGCCUUCGUGGGCUUUGACUGCAUUGCCACCACAGGUGAAGAGGUGAAGAACCCACAGAAGGCCAUCCCCGUGGGGAUCGUGGCGUCCCUCCUGAUCUGCUUCAUCGCCUACUUCGGGGUGUCGGCUGCCCUCACGCUCAUGAUGCCCUACUUCUGCCUGGACAAUAACAGCCCCCUGCCCGACGCCUUUAAGCACGUGGGCUGGGAAGGUGCCAAGUAUGCAGUGGCCGUGGGCUCCCUCUGUGCUCUUUCUGCCAGUCUUCUAGGUUCCAUGUUUCCCAUGCCUCGGGUUAUCUAUGCCAUGGCUGAGGAUGGACUGCUAUUUAAAUUCUUAGCCAACGUCAAUGAUAGGACCAAAACACCAAUAAUCGCCACAUUAGCCUCAGGUGCCGUUGCUGCUGUGAUGGCCUUCCUCUUUGACCUGAAGGACUUGGUGGACCUCAUGUCCAUUGGCACUCUCCUGGCUUACUCGUUGGUGGCUGCCUGUGUGUUGGUCUUACGGUAUCAGCCAGAGCAACCUAACCUGGUAUACCAGAUGGCCAGUACUUCUGACGAGUUAGAUCCAGCAGACCAAAAUGAAUUGGCAAGCACCAAUGAUUCCCAGCUGGGCUUUUUACCAGAGGCAGAGAUGUUCUCUUUGAAAACCAUACUCUCACCCAAAAACAUGGAGCCUUCCAAAAUCUCUGGGCUAAUUGUGAACAUUUCAACCAGCCUCAUAGCUGCUCUCAUCAUCACCUUCUGCAUUGUGACCGUGCUUGGAAGGGAGGCUCUCGCCAAAGGGGCGCUGUGGGCAGUCUUUAUGCUCGCAGGGUCUGCCCUCCUCUGUGCCAUGGUCACAGGCGUCAUCUGGAGGCAGCCGGAGAGCAAGACCAAGCUCUCAUUUAAGGUUCCCUUCCUGCCAGUGCUCCCCAUCCUGAGCAUCUUCGUGAACGUCUAUCUCAUGAUGCAGCUGGACCAGGGCACCUGGGUCCGGUUUGCCGUGUGGAUGCUGAUAGGCUUCAUCAUCUACUUUGGCUACGGCCUGUGGCACAGCGAGGAGGCGUCCCUGGAUGCCGAUCAAGCAAGGACUCCUGACGGCAACUUGGACCAGUGCAAGUGACGCACAGCCUCGCCCCCCGGAGGUGGCGGCAGCCCCAAGGGACGCCCCCAGAGGACCGGGAGGCACCCCACCCUCCCCACCAGUGCAACAGAAACCACCUGCAUCCACACCCUCACUGCAGCCGAAGGUGCAAUUACUUGACCUGCAGCCCCAGCCCACCCUCGGCUCCGCAGCCGGUUCUUCAGGCCCUGGUCACCUCCAGACAGCUGCCUGGCUGGGGCCACUAGGCUGCGGCUGGCCACUGUGUCUCCUCACUUCUCUGAACAAAGCAGUUCCUCCCCUACCAGCUCAGCCCCAAGCUGCCGCAGCUGCAGGCAGAACGGAGGUCACCUUCUCUCCUUAUCUUGGAAACCAGGCUUUCCUCCCUGGGGACUGUUCUGGGAUUGAAAUUGUGCAUACUCCAAACUUUCGCAGCCAUCUUCCCACUCAGCCCCAGACACCCAGCAAUCAAGCCAGAUGAGUACCACAAAACAGUGUGUCCCCAGCAGCUCCCCACCCCAGAGCCAAACGACAGUAGUGCACUUAAAAAGGAGAAUCAGGCCUGUUGUCCUUCUCCCGUUGCAUUCAGAUGGGUCAUUAGGGCCGGACCUUGCUUGCCCCUUGGCUUCUCAGGGCUUUGCUCUGACACCAUGACAGCUGCCCAGGGCUGGGCAGGGGGGCUGAGGGCAGCUGGCUCCUCUCAAAUGAGGAAGAAGGGAUCACUCCUAUUAGGGCCUGCUUUGCUUAUGGAUGUGUGUGCACAUGUAUGUAAACCAGGGACCUUCUUCAGCUCAUGGCCUCCAGGCCUGGGCCGGUUCUUGCUGCUCCUGCCGUCUCCCGACUGGCUGUGUCCUGAGUAACUGGAACAUGAGACUGUAUUUGCAGGACUGGCCCCAUGGUGGCCGAGUUAGACGUCUGUUUCCUGUGAGUCGCCACUGUUCACUCAGUCUUGCCCUCCCAUGCUUUGGAGCCGGUCUGGUGGCUCCUGUAAGGUUCUUAAGGCUGGUGGCAGCUCAGUCUGGGGUCAGGACAUGUCGGGGUCAUGCGAUUCUGGCCCUGACAUGAGCUGUCUGGCCUCUCUGUGACAUGAUGAAAUUGAAAUCAAUCCACAGUCCAUGAAAUUGUGACACUCCACCAGAUUAAGUUAGGGCAUAACAGAAACUUGGAAAUGGCCACGUCGUCACCCCUGCGGCUGUCGUAUUGCUGAGAUGCAUGGGUCACGGGGGAGGUGAUUUCCAGGCAUAUCGCUCUCCCUUUUGUGUAUCUGUCAUCCGGAUGCUUCGGACCCCAUGCCUCUGCAAGUGGGAGAGACCCGAGCAUCCUCCCCACCCCCAUAGCACCAGUGCACUCCACUCCCGCCUGUCUUGCCCGGGUCGGGGCCUGCAGCCAGCACCAUUUCACACACACUCCUUGUAGAUGGAAGCCAGAGGAAACCUGAACAUGGGUGGAGCAUUCCGUUGAGAGUCUACUUCAGGAGACAGAAGGCUCCACUGAGUCUACUUCAGGAGACAGAAGGCCCGUGCUGAUGGGGAGGGAGAGGGACGUGGGCAUUUUGGACACCAGGGGAAAUGGAAAUGCUGCUUUCAAAACUUAGUUUCCUUUCCAUUUCUUCCUAGUCUGGCCUUUGACACAAAUCUUGUAGAAGCCUGAUAAAUUGAAGGCACCUGUGCCCUCCCUGUGCCCCCCAGGAGGUUCUCGGAGAGAAGUGCAAGAAUUUUUGAACAUGCCAGUGGAGGGCGGGUGGACGGCCAUGGGCGGGGCCUCCGUAUCAGGCCUGCUCACCUUGCUGGGAGCUUUAUUCUGAUCUCAUUUUGAAUGUUCCAGAGGGCGCAUCAUAAGAGCCCAGAGCUCCGAUUUCCAAAGAGUGGUAUUAUUUAUGGAGAUUGGUGCUGUAACGUAUUUUGAAUAAUACUAACUUAUUUUGUUGGG